AAGGCAGGUUAUUUACCGGUACAUUACGCUGCUCACUACAGUAAAUUAGACUGUCUACGAUUCCUCAUGAAACAAGGUACAGCAUUAGAUGCCAAGAAUCAUGGUAAUACUGUAGGACAUUAUGCUAGUGAAGGAGGGAAAGCAGAUUGUUUAAACUGUUAUCUACAACAUGGUGGUAGAUUAGAUAUAGAGAACAAUAAUGGUGAUACACCAUUAGAUACCGCCAAACGCUCUGGACAUCCUUUAUUGAUGCAGCAAGCAGGUGGGUAG
Messenger RNA from Lottia gigantea (owl limpet), 270 nucleotides. RefSeq lists its product as hypothetical. Gene Ontology annotation, molecular function: protein binding. The transcript has 2 exons. Lineage: Eukaryota; Metazoa; Mollusca; Gastropoda; Lottiidae. The record is from RefSeq and is a predicted model, not a curated record. The annotation marks the transcript as partial.